UUUUUUUAAAGAUGAAAUAAUAGAGAGAGAAGCUGCCUUGCCCGUAUUUAUUUACUACCGUCGAUCGUCGUUAUCAGGUUUCGACAGUCAAAAAUGGGGACAGUUUGAAUUCGAGUGACGCCAACACCAACCAUGUCCGCCGCAGUAGUCGUGGGCGUUACCACCUCAUGGGCCAGCGCCCUUGCCAGGAUCUCUCCCUACACCUACUCCGCCCUAGGAAUCGCCAUCGCUAUCGGUGUCUCAGUCCUUGGGGCUGCUUGGGGGAUUUACAUUACCGGAAGUAGCUUGAUCGGCGCUGCAAUUAAAGCUCCUCGAAUCACGUCCAAGAAUUUGAUUAGCGUCAUUUUCUGCGAAGCUGUUGCUAUUUACGGUGUCAUUGUUGCAAUCAUCCUACAAACUAAAUUGGAGAGUGUUCCAGCAUCACAAUUGUAUGAACCCGAGUCACUUAGAGCAGGAUAUGCAAUCUUUGCCUCUGGAAUUAUUGUUGGUUUUGCAAAUCUUGUCUGCGGAUUGUGCGUAGGAAUAAUUGGAAGCAGUUGUGCUUUGUCUGAUGCCCAAAACUCCUCACUUUUUGUUAAGAUUCUUGUGAUUGAGAUUUUUGGAAGUGCACUUGGGCUGUUUGGAGUGAUUGUGGGAAUAAUCAUGUCAGCUCAAGCAACAUGGCCUGCAAAGGCGUAAAUCACUGUUUAUUAUUUGUUUCAGUAUUCUUUGAGUAAAAUACAUGUUAUGUGAACCCUUUUGAAUUCUAUAUUUUGUUAUGUAUUGUAAGUAGGUGCUUUAAUUCCUACUCCUAUACCAUGAAUUCAUGUUGUAAUUUUCCCAAUAAAUUGAAUUUCUUGACAA
Cannabis sativa is the source of this 843-nucleotide messenger RNA. Its product is annotated as V-type proton ATPase subunit c''1. Gene Ontology annotation, molecular function: proton-transporting ATPase activity, rotational mechanism. Gene Ontology annotation, cellular component: proton-transporting V-type ATPase, V0 domain. The transcript has 4 exons. Bases 133 to 678 code for a protein of 181 amino acids. The record is from RefSeq and is a predicted model, not a curated record. Gene Ontology annotation, biological process: proton transmembrane transport. Lineage: Eukaryota; Viridiplantae; Streptophyta; Magnoliopsida; Rosales; Cannabaceae.